Molecule: messenger RNA, 1395 nt
Organism: Dovyalis caffra
Lineage: Eukaryota; Viridiplantae; Streptophyta; Magnoliopsida; Malpighiales; Salicaceae
Source: the annotation of a GenBank genome assembly
AUGUCCAAUUCAACUUCUUUGUCCGAAGAAGCUAGUGUGUCUUCUGGCACAAGAGUUCAAGAUUUUGGUAGCUUAAAUCCACUGGCUUCAACCAUCUCUCCUCUACAGCAGCAGCAACAAAAGAUCAUCAAGAAGAAGAGAAACUUACCAGGAAACCCAGACCCAGAUGCCGAAGUGAUAGCAUUAUCUCCAAAGACCUUAUUGGCUACCAAUAGAUUCGUGUGUGAGAUCUGCAACAAAGGGUUUCAGAGAGAUCAGAAUCUUCAGCUUCAUAGGAGGGGUCAUAACCUUCCUUGGAAGCUGAAGCAAAGAAGCAGCAAAGAAAUUAAAAAGAAAGCUUAUGUUUGCCCUGAGCCUACGUGUGUUCACCACCAUCCCUCAAGGGCUCUGGGUGACCUUACAGGUAUCAAGAAACACUUUUGCAGGAAACAUGGAGAGAAGAAAUGGAAGUGCGAAAAAUGCUCAAAGAUCUAUGCUGUUCAAUCAGAUUGGAAGGCUCACUCUAAAACCUGUGGAACAAGAGAGUAUAGAUGCGAUUGUGGAACCCUUUUCUCCAGGAAGGAUAGCUUCAUAACCCACAGGGCUUUCUGUGAUGCAUUAGCCGAAGAAAGUGCAAGAAUCUCAGCUCAUCACCAGCUAAUCUCCGCAAAUCCAAAUGCCCAAGCUCUCCUCCUUCAAACCCACCCUAGCUCUCUCUUUUCUACCCCUACCCCUACUCAUCACCACCAAAUCUCCCUCGCUUCUCCUUGGGACCCACCUCACCGUCAGAACCCUAAUAGUAAUAACCACCAAAACCCAGUUCACAUCAAGCCUGAAACUCACAGCCAUUUCCAAAUCCCGACUUCACUUCUCCAAGAACCACCACAGGCAUUGCCUAGCCACAAGGAUUUGUUCGCCUCGACCUUCCAUAGCCUAUCAAAUGCUGCCACGUCAUCAUCAGCGUCGCACCACUUGUCAGCCACUGCACUCCUCCAAAAGGCUGCCAGUGUGGGUGCCACUCAGACAUCAGUGGGUCAGAGCCACAUGACCCAGCUGGACAUGGGCGAGUUGGGAUCAGCGGGUCAGGUUCGUGUUGACUCAGUGAGUCACGUCCCCCAGGGUCCUCAUUACAACCUCAACAGCCUUGCCACGUGGCAGAAGAGCGACCGCCUGACAAGAGACUUUCUGGGUCUGACUGGUGAAUGCGGGGAUCAUCAUGCCCAUGCUGCGAGUAAUGCAAAUGGGAGUAGCGGUGGUGUUAACGUUAGCAUGAAUAUGAGGGAGAUUCUAACGUACACAGGAGGUGUGGGGUUCCACCAGCAGCAAUACAAUGAGAGAGACCACUCACUGCUGAAGCCCCACGGUGGUUUCGGAUUCGCUCAGCCUUCUGCCUCUGAAGCGUGGGGUGAUUGCUAG